This is a messenger RNA of Ochotona curzoniae (black-lipped pika), 1503 nucleotides long. RefSeq names its product keratin 24 (gene KRT24). Gene Ontology annotation, molecular function: structural molecule activity. The record is from RefSeq and is a predicted model, not a curated record. Bases 1 to 1503 code for a protein of 500 amino acids. NCBI's taxonomy places the organism in Eukaryota, Metazoa, Chordata, Mammalia, Lagomorpha, Ochotonidae. The transcript has 8 exons.
AUGGGUCAGGCAGGCAGCCUUGAACACACUGUCCACCAUCGACCUCGGAUUCCCUUCAACCAGUUCAAGCUCAGCCACAGCUUCAUGCCUUCCUCAUCUCGCAUCUCUUCUUCUGGGGCUGCAGGCAGCAGACAUGGAAGCCGCUGUGGUCUGGGGGGCAGCUCCGCCCAGGGCCUGCAAGGGGGAGCCAGCAGCUGUGGCCCGGGUGUAAGGUCUAGUGCUGGCUUUGGAGGGGGCAUUGGUGGAAGCAGUUUAGGAGGAGCCUCGGGUUGCAGAGCUGGCUCUAGUGGGGACUCUGGAUUUGGUGGCGGUGCUGGAGCAGACUUCUAUAGCUACGGUGGCGGCAUGGCAGGUGGUGUUGGCCAUGGGGGGCUUCUCUCUGGAGGUGAAAAGGAAACCAUGCAGAACCUCAAUGAUCGCCUGGCCAACUACCUGAACAAGGUCAGAGCCCUGGAGGAGGCCAACACUGAUCUGGAGAGCAAAAUCAAGCAGUGGUAUGACAAGUUUGGACCUGGGUCCAGAGAUGGCGAAUCUGGAAGAGAUUACAGCAAAUACUAUCCAGUGAUUGAGGAGCUCAGGAGCCAGAUUGCCAACACCACUGCUGAAAAUGCUGCGAGGAUUCUGCAGGUUGACAAUGCCAAACUGGCUGCUGAUGACUUCAGACUGAAGCAUGAGAACGAGCUGUUUGUCCGACAGAGCGUGGAAGCCGACAUCACCGGACUUCGCCAAGUCCUGGGCGAACUGACCUUGGGCCGCUCGGACCUGGAGAUGCAGGCAGAGAGUCUCACUGAGGAGCUGGCCUUGCUCAAGAAGAACCACGAGGAGGAAAUGAGGAACAUCUCAACCAGCUCUGGAGGAGACGUGAAUGUAGAAAUGAAGGCUGCCCCGAGAACCGACCUGACGGCUUUGCUGAAUGACAUGCGGGCACAGUAUGAAGAGCUGGCUGAGCAGAACCGUCGCGAAGCGGAGGAGCAGUUCAAUAAGCAGAGCGCGUCCCUACAAGCACAGAUCUCCACAGAUGCUGGAGCGGCCAGUUCCGCCAGGAAUGAGAUAGCUGAACUCAAACGUACACUGCAAGCCCUGGACAUUGAGCUUCAGUCCCAGCUGGCCAUGAAAAGCUCACUGGAAGGAACACUGGCCGACACAGAGGCUGGCUACGUGGCUCAGCUGUCAGCCGUUCAGAGGCAGAUCAGCAGCCUGGAGGAACGGCUCUGCCAGAUCCGGGUGGAGACGGAAAGCCAGAACGCGGAGUAUGAGUGCUUGCUGGACAUCAAGACGCGCCUGGAGGUGGAAAUCGAGACCUACCGCCGCCUGCUUGAUGGAGAGACACGUUCUGGCUCUGAUUAUAGAAACCUAGGAUCCAGGGACUCAAGCUCUGAAAAUUCUGGCCAAGGAAGAGAUCCCAACAAGACGAGAGUGACCAAGACCAUCAUAGAGGAGGUGGUGGAUGGCAAAGUCGUCUCAUCCCAAGUGAGCAGUAUUUCCGAGGUGAAGAUCAAAUGA